UUGGGUUGUGCUAAACAAGAUGGCGGCCGUUCCAGAGAACCGAGUUCUGGCCUACAGUGUUUGUAAAUGGAGCUCGUACUCCUCUACCUACUUGCCAGAGAAUAUUUUGGUGGAUAAACCUAAUGACCAGUCUUCCAGGUGGUCCUCCGAAAGCAACUACCCUCCUCAGUACCUGAUUCUAAAACUGGAAAGACCUGCGAUAGCACAGAGCAUAACCUUUGGAAAGUAUGAGAAAACACAUGUCUGCAAUCUUAAGAAAUUUAAAGUUUUCGGAGGAAUGAGUGAGGAAAAUAUGACAGAAAUUUUAUCCAGUGGCCUUAAAAAUGAUUACAACAAGGAGACUUUCACCUUGAAGCACAAGAUUGAUGAACAGAUGUUUCCAUGUCGAUUUAUUAAAAUAGUACCACUUAUGUCAUGGGGUCCGAGUUUCAACUUUAGUAUCUGGUAUGUUGAGCUUCAUGGUAUCAGUGAACCUGAUGUAGUACAACCUUGUCUUAAUUGGUAUAGUAAGUAUCGUGAACAAGAAGCUAUUCGACUAUGCCUCAAACACUUUCGCCAACAUAACUACACAGAAGCAUUUGAAUCUCUACAGAAAAAAACAAGAAUUGCUUUGGAGCACCCAAUGCUAACUGAUCUUCAUGAUAAGCUAGUCCUUAAAGGAGACUUUGAUGCCUGUGAAGAGCUAAUUGACAAAGCAGUAAAUGAGGGGUUAUUUAAUCAGUACAUUAGCCAUCAGGAGUAUAAACCAAGGUGGUGUCAGAUCAUCCCUAAAACUACCAAAGGAGAUGGUGAGGAAAACAGGCCAGGAAUGAGAGGAGGGCACCAGAUGGUGAUAGAUGUUCAGACAGAAACAGUUUAUUUAUUUGGUGGUUGGGAUGGUACUCAAGACUUAGCAGAUUUUUGGGCAUAUAGUGUUCAAGAUAACCAAUGGCUUUGCAUAUCUAGAGAUACUGAAAAAGAGAAUGGUCCUAGUGCCAGAUCAUGUCAUAAAAUGUGUAUUGACUCACAAAGGCGACAAAUCUACACAUUAGGGAGGUAUUUGGACUCAUCAGUAAGAAAUAGUAAAUCUCUGAAAAGCGACUUUUAUCGGUAUGACAUUGAUACAAAUAUUUGGACAUUAUUAAGUGAGGACACAUCAUCAGAUGGUGGACCUAAGCUUGUCUUUGAUCAUCAGAUGUGCAUGGACUCAGAGAAACACAUCAUUUAUACGUUUGGUGGACGGAUUUUGACAUGUAAUGGCAACCUUGAAGACAGUCGGACAAAUGAACCACAGUUUAGUGGAUUGUAUGCUUACCAUUGUAUUUCAAAUACAUGGAAACUCUUACGGGACGAUUCUUGUAAUGCUGGUCCAGAAGAUGUUCAGUCAAGAAUAGGACACUGCAUGCUGUUUCAUAAUAAAAAUCGAUGUCUGUAUGUUUUUGGAGGACAAAGAUCAAAGACAUAUUUAAAUGAUUUUUUUAGCUAUGAUGUUGACCAUGAUCAUGUAGAAAUAAUAUCUGAUGGUACAAAGAAAGAUUCCGGAAUGGUUCCAAUGACAGGUUUUACACAGAGAGCCACAAUUGAUCCAGAACUCAAUGAGAUACAUGUUCUUUCUGGGCUUAGCAAAGAUAAGGAUAAGAGAGAAGAAAAUGUAAGAAACUCAUUCUGGAUAUAUGACAUAGCAAGAAACAGCUGGUCAUGCGUGUACAAGAAUGAUCAAUCAAUUAAGGAGAAUCCAAGUAAAAAUCUUCAAGAAGAGGAACCUUGUCCACGUUUUGCCCAUCAACUUGUUUAUGAUGAGAUGCAUAAAGUGCAUUAUUUGUUUGGGGGAAAUCCUGGCAAGUCUUGCUCUCCUAAAAUGCGGCUGGAUGAUUUUUGGUCUUUGAAGCUUUGCCGUCCAACAAAAGAGUAUCUUCUAAGGCACUGCAAAUACCUUAUUAGGAAGUACAGGUUUGAAGAAAAAGCCCAGAGUGAGCCUCUGAAUGCACUGAAAUAUUUACAAAAUGACUUGUCUUCAACAGUGGAUCAUUCAGACCCUGAAGAGACAAAGGAGUUUCAGCUCUUGGCAUCUGCACUUUUCAAAUCAAGCUCAGAUUUUAUCCCAUUGGGUUUCUCAGAUGUGGAUCAGGUCUACGCUCAGAGAACACAGCUUUUUGACACUCUCGUCAAUUUCUUUCCUGACAGCAUGACCCCUCCAAAGGGAAAUUUGGUGGACCUCAUUACAUUGUAACUCAGUAGAGGUCAAACAAAGGAAUUAAACCAUUUUAGUAUUUUAUUUCAUAGUAUCUAGAAAUAUUUUUAUAAAGAGUUCUAGUUGUACAGUGCUGGUUUAUGUAAAAUAGUUGUUAAAGGGGGGUAAGGGGAAGUGGUCGGUCAUUGUGCUCUUAUUUAGAGAGUGUGAUGACCUCCGUUUACUUAAUGUCAAAAUUAUCUUUUUUGAAUUUUUAAUGCAGAGUGCACAUGAAUGUUCUAAUUUAUUUUUUCAGUUAUUUUUACUGAAUAUAUGACAUGCAGGUAUACUCAUGAUAAUGUUAACAACUUGUAAAGCACUAUUUUUAUUUCUUAAUUUUGUUAUUGUUUUUGAUGUGCUUUCACAGUACUUUACAAGAUAAUUUUGAAUGCUGCAUAGUGUAUUAUGUUUAUGAAACACAAUUGACACUUUGUGUCUUUCUUUGCGUGUCAUAAUAACUAAAGGAUAAUGUAUAAACAAUUUGUAAUCUGGCAUUAUGAAACGUUUAUACCAUUCUACAUUUUCUGAAGAAAAAAACAUUUUCUGAUGUUAAGGGCUUUCUUGUCUCAACUUAAUUACAGAAGUGAUGGGGGGGGGGGGGUUUAAGCUGCAUGAUUUUUAUGAGACAGUGACUUGAAGUUCAGAUUUUCCUUGCCAUGUUUUGGGUUAUUAUGUAAAGACCAGCCAGCAGUGCCUUGGUGCACAAGGUCCCCACCCUCUAGAACAUAAGGCCUUCUGUAUAAGGCAUGUAGGUGCAGACACUAGAUACUCUCCUUGCUUUAAGAAUGAUGAGUUGCAGAAUUGUGAUUAGUUUACGCCAAACAGUAUUGAAUUUUUCAUAUUUUAGUAAGGUGCAAUAAUUGAAAAAUAUAGUGAUAACUGUAAACUUGUGUGAACAUGGGAAACAAAAUGCAAUACUGAACCCCUUUCAACUUCUGCAAAGAUGAAAUGUGAAACCAGUGCCAAACCCAUUUUCACAUUUAUAGAUGACAUGACUAUUUAUAUCCAGUGUGAUAUCCAGAACAGCCGUGAAAGCAUAAAAUGAUGAACUAUCGCUUUUACCACUGUGUUUUUGAAAAUGUCUGCAGAGCCGUGCUGUUUGUUUGUUUGGUGCUGGCACUGCUUCUGAGCAACAUUAAAAAAAUCACUUGAUUUAUUACCCUUCUAUGGAUAAUCAGUUGGGUACUGCAUUUUAUUGUCGUCAUUUUAGAUCAAGACCUGCUUUUUUCAGCUGAAUUUUUUUUGAUGCAACAAGUUGACCAUGUUUUAGUUUUUUUUUUGUUUUUUUUUUAAAGUUGCAUUAUAGCCCAAGAUUAAGUUUGAACUUAGGUUUUCAUUUAAGUAUAGUUUAAGGUGUGCGCUGUCAUACUCAAACCAAUUACUUUUUGUAGAGCGUUUUCUUGGAAAAAGUUUAGUUUAAAGAUUGAAAUGCGUUGUAAACCUGUACCCCCCAAAACCAAAAAAUAUUUGUAAUUUAUAGUAAGUGCUAAAUUAAGGACUGUCAUAUAGAAUGGUACAGUUAGAAUGGCUUCAUCCAGUGUGUUGCUAAAUCCUCAAUGCUGUUUAUAUACUUUAGGAUUUGAUUGUUAACUUUGAAAACUGCUCAAGCAAACAAACCAAAGAAUAUGAAUUUGGUGACUCAUUGCUGUAAAUGUUUGUUUGUUUGUUUAUUUAUUUAUUUAUGAGAUACCUACCAGGCAUCAUUUUGGAAUGACUGUGUUUUACUUUAAUGCAGUUUAACAAAGCAAUUUAGCGUAAAAUAUUAAGAUUUUCUUUUGGGUGGUAAUAAAACAAAAAUCAUAUACGGUAGUUUAGGCAACAAGCCUACUUUUCCCGUCAGUUCUUCUCAACAUGGUAUUUCAGGCUGUAGUGAAUCUGUGGAAGUUGACUCCUUUUGCAGCAUGUUUGUGUGUGUUUUUUGUGGUGUUUUUUUCUGGGAUGAAAUUAUUUUUGGACUUUAUAAAAUUGAUAUUUUGCUUAUAUUUAAUUUUAUUAAUUGAAACAUUAUUAGAAUUUAGUAAAUUAUGCCUGAAAUUACCAGUGUGUAUUUUCUCAAGCAAUUUUAAAAAUUAUAUUGUCCAAAACCUUUGCAAGUAUUGCUUAGUUUUGCUGACUGUAGUUUUUAAAAUGAGAAUCUGUGCCACAUAUAUUCCAAAGCUUUUUGAAAUUGUUUUUAUGCACCUUCUGAUGGAUUCUAUGGAAGCUUAUUACCACCAUUAAAAAAAAAAAAAAAAAGAUAUUGUGCUAUUUCUCAAAUUAUUGUAUUUUGCAAUAAUUAUUUUACAAAAGAAUUCUGUAACUUCAUAAAGGCAUUGCCUGCUGCGGUUGGUAAUUGUGUACACAUAAGCUCCCAUUGUCUAGAGGCAGCCAGUGAUGGAGAAGUUAAGCACAUGCAUAGUAUGCAAUGAAGUGAGAAGAACUGAACAGAAAUUUUGUUUACAUAUUGUAAUCCUGCAUGUGCUGUGGGGUAAGUUUAAUCAGCCCAGUUUAGGAUCACAGGGAGCCAGGGAUCAUCCCUGUACCACUAUGCAAGAAGCAAACAUAGUGGAUGGUACGCUGGUCCUUUGGGCACAAUCACACAGCCAAUUAGAAAAGAGUGUCCUGCAUGCACUCCAAUAACAGAAACCCAUAAAUAUUGUGUAAGUUCACAGAAAAUAUUGGAUUAAAUUAGAUACUUUUUUUGAAACAUUGUGAUCUGGUGGUGCAGCCACUCAUGUUUAUAUCUUGAAUCUUCAGGGGCUCGGGAUGGGAAUCAAAGUUAUUUACAUGAUAGACUAAACAGAUUUAGUUAAUCGAGAGGCAGUACUGACUGAUUUCCAGUAUUCAAUGUUAAAACAGGUAAUCAUAUACAGUUAAGCACACUGUGAUACCAGUCAAUCCACAAAUUCACGGGGAGAACAUGCGACUGCCAUGCAAACACUACUGCUAUGAGGCAGGAAUGACAGCUCUGCGGUACAACUCUGCCAAUGUUAAAAACACCUGUGCUAAACUUGUUAAACUUUAACCUGUUUAAAACUAAAUGUAUGCUUGUAAAUUUUGUUCCUUCUCUCUUGAUUGUACACUAUGUGUGUGCUUAACUGCUCCCUCAAUAGCUGUCACUAGACGCUGAAGCACUUUGUGCACAUUGUUAUAGCAGCAGGCAAUAUUGUGAAAUAUUGCAAUUCUUUAGCUGAAUAAUUUUUUUAGGUGCUGUGAAUAAGCUUCACCAUUGUCUACAUGUGAUUGUUAAUUACUGUCUUGUCAAACAUUAUUUAAGUUGCUGCUUUUAUUGUAAUGCUUUAAUUUGAAGUAGUUUAGGACAACAUGAAUGUAUUUGUUUAUUGAAAAGCUAUUACUUAGUGGAAAGUUCACUUAAAUGUUAAAACUAACAAAAUUACUAACCAUUCUUGUCAGACCAGUUGUAUUUCUGUGCUUUUAUCUAAUCCCUGCAGGGAUUUAGCCAUUACACCGGCACAGACCAUGCACAUGUGUCUUAUUAUUUUGAGGAUUCCCAAAAAUUUAAGGAUGAGUUUCUAUUGCAAGUACGGCAUUAAUUAGGAGAACACUGAAGUCAGGCAGAUGGAGCUACACAUAAAAAGGAAGGAGUUUUUUUUUUUUAACUGGUUAGUUAUUUUGCUGCUGAAGUAUCAAACUGGCCAUUGGUAUAUUUUGUGUACAUUGGUUUAACUUAAAAUAUUUCAUCCCAAGACUAGGAAAUUAAUGUAAACUAAUAUAAAUGUUUGCUGAUAGUUAUGCUCCCUUUUAGUCAUCUAAAGCAAUACAACAUUUUACAGUUAAGACUUUUAAACACAUAGAAAUGUUUCCUUGAACAUCCAGAUCGGUAGCACCAGUAUAUGCCAGAUUCUGCACAUGAUGAUGGGCCAUUCUUUUUUUGACAUUGAAUCAACAAGAGUGUGUUAUUACAGUAAAACUGAAUGCUGUGCUGAACUUGCCAAGUCAUAGAACUUAAAUUGCAUAAGGCAACUUCUCACUCGUCUUUAGUUGCUAACUGGUGAAACAAACAUCAAAACCUUUCUAUUUCUGCUGUGAUAGUUGCUGACUUACGAGACCAGGACACUGUACAGUGACUUACAUACAGUGAUUUGUUUUCCUAAAAGGUGAUACCCAGACUAGUUUAGUAACUUGCUCAGGGUCACACAGUGAUUAGAAAGCAGGUAUUGGACUAUUGGCCUUGUAGUGCACAGUUGCUACGUUAGACUUUCAGUCUUGUUUAUAUUAUGUCCCAGAUGUGUACAAAACACUAUAGGCUGUAAUGCUGAAGAAGUGUCACAUAUUUAGUUGAAGACCUGAUGCCACCUUAUGUUAUCAAGAGCUACAAAUAUUUAUUUGCAUUUUCAUCAUCCAUGUAAAACCAAAUGAAGGGAGAACCAACUGGGAGAAGAGCAGCACCUAUGCACUUUCUGCUCGUAAAGAUUUUGGCUUCCUUCCAGCCUCUAUAAAUGAAUGCAACUUGUACAUCUGUGCAGUUCUCUUUUGCUCUUAGAAUAGUCAUGUUUUACAGGAGAUGCAUAUUCUCAUUCUCUUCACAUAUCUCAGUUUUACUAGAUGUUUUUGCCCUUGUCAUAAAGUUAACAUUUGGUUCCACAUUUUUAAAUAACUUGAACCUUUUCCGUGUUGUUGGACAUAAAUCUGUUAACGCACUUAAGUUGUUCAUUUAUUCAAAGUCCAGCAAAUCUUAACAGCUGGUAGAACAAAAUUGCACAAAAGUGUAUCCUGUCACUGGAUUGGUUUUCCUCUGUUGAAAGAUGACCAAGUAAGUUUCUUGAAUUAACUUCCAUUUUUGGCGGUAUGCUGGCUAGUAUUGCCCUUCUCACACAUACUGCAUUGUGGGUUUAAAUCUUGUGACUGAUUGUUGUCCAUGUGGAGUUUGCAAGUUGUCUCUGUUGUUGCAUAGUUUUACCUCUGCAUACCCGGGCUUUCCUCCCAAGUUACCAAAAACAUGCAGAUUAGGUCACUCGGUGAUUCCUGAUUGGCCCUGUGUGACUAUGGGCAUGUGCACAAAUGGGCUGUGCAUUGGACUGAUGGCUUUUUCUGGGGCUGUUUCUGUCUUGUGCCAGUUGCUGUCUGGAUUGGCUCUGAACCCCUAUGACCCUAAACUGGAGUAAUGUUUCAUUGUUGCUAUUUUGCAAUUGAGUGUAGAGAGGAUGGGAUUGCAACAUAUUGAUAUACUUGAUUGUAUUUCUUCAGAAUCCAGGAUACCCUCUUUGUAAAUUCCAAUUCACAGCAGCACCCCCAGACACCAUGACUUCAUGCCUUUGAGGCCUGACGUGGUCUUCUAAAUAUACUAACACAGAUACCUCAUUUAUGUUAAUAAAGCCUUUUAUUCUUCCUGCAUUUCAUGUAAUUUCAAAGGGCAUGUACUUUAAUGAAUACAAGGAUUUUUAAAAAAUAACCAAUGCUUAACAAAACCUUUUUCUACACUCUUGAAAUAUAUCCACUCCAUCUUCACAACUUUGUUCGUAUGUCAGAACCUCACACUACCCGAGUCUUCCAGUACAUAUCAGUUGUAGCCUUCAUUUAGUCAUGGCACACACCAGUGACUACCCAUAGUGUAGUGCUACAAACCCUGUGACUCAGUCUUAGCAGUUUACCAAGCAAGAAUUUGUCUUAAGUAGUAGUGGGCUCCUGUAUGUGAGAGAGCCGAUGGGCAAUGAGUGCUCACCUUAACAUGCAGGACAUACAGUGUGAACAUAAGGAAACCAUGCAAUCAGAUUUAGAAGCUUGCCUGUUCAAAGUCGUGUUUUUGUUCUACCACUGCAGAAUGAAAGAAUAGGAGCAGAGGCUGAAGCUGCACUCCCCCAUGCUUAGUGAGACAAUCGCACAGCCACCAGCGCAAUCAGGCAGUGCAUCCAAUGACUGUGAAAAGGUGGCAAGCUUGUGAUACUAGAAAUCUGAAGCUGUGCUGAGAAGCUCUGAAGUAGUUACGUAAUCUGACAUCUUUCUUCAAGUUGAGGAGAUAUACUUAACUGCAUUUGUCAAGUUGAAAUUGUGUUCCACCUUGAAAUCAUGUAGUGUGCCUAAGAGAAGCAAAACUCCUGUGACGAUGAGAUAAGAAAAGUCAGGUGAUUUGGGACAGGUAUGACAGCAAAUGCUAACUAGUUUUAUUUUUGUGUCUCAGUACUUGUGCUCUGUUUUGGAACUGGGCGACUGAACUCAACAAAUGUCAUUUUUUCUACAUGAAGAUAACAGAAAUACCCCAUAUUACCUCACUGUCCCAGUAUUUUGGCUUCUUACUGUAGCUACACAAGCGUCAGAUUAGCCUUUUCUUUAUAAAUCUCCUAUUUAAACAAAUAGGGUUUUCCAUAGUUACAGUUGUCUAGCUUUGAGGUGAUGAUCAUACUAGCAGCGAGCACAAAGUUCACCAAUAAAUUGAACACCAAGCCUCUCAAAUAUAAAAGGGAAGUUGUGAGAUGACGAUAAAAAUGUGUUUAAUGUAUUGCUGAGUUCACUUGACCAUCCAUGCAGGAUUUGAUUGAUUGGAGAAAAAAAAACACAUAAAAAGGGUUGCAUUGUUUGGUUUGAAAUAUGACACUUUUAUUAAAUUUCAUCAUUCUACUGUAAAACGUGCAAAACACUAAACGAACAAAGUCAGAAGUAUAGAAACUGUAAUAAUGAUGAAUAAUAAUAAUAUGAACUGCACAUGUGAGAGUGAUGUCACUUUCAGAUUCACCCUAAUCCUUUUCAGUUUCACUGCCUGAAGACGGACUCGCUUUGUCAUCAAUGCUGAUGAGAGGCGUUUCGUAUGAGGCGCCAUUAUGAGGUGAGGAGAAGACGUGUCUAUACCAUUGUCCGAGUAACACUUAGCACUAAUGCUGUUAGCAGUUUUACACCCUGAGUAAUCCUCGGGUCUUAACACAUCUGUACAGUUGCCUGAGUGACACUCGGGACUAGCACUUUUAAGCACCAUUUUUUUUUUUACAGCCCGAGUAACUCUCGGGUCUAACGCGAAGGAGAUUAAAGGAUGAAGUAAUAGAAAAGCACAUCUUGUGUCUGCUUGUGUGGUUUAAUCCACAUAUUGUAAACUUGCAACAGCCAAGCAAAGCAAAACUUCCAUUAAAAAAACUGCUAAAGAAAAAGUGUGUGGAAUCAUCCAGAAAACCCAGCAGACGUGAUGGUGCUGUACAUAUCUGGGAAGAAAUUUUGGUGUUGACCACAUUGAUUUAGUAAGCAGGUUACAUAGCAGGCAUGAUCUGAAAGAAACUUAAUAUUGACACAUAUUAGUUAAUGUUUAAAUAACAAUCUUCCACCUGAAGAAUCUGCUAGCUCUCCUUGGACAUCUUUAGAGGACCAAGUGGAAUCAUCAGGGGUGCCAUUUUAGAAAAGUGCACUGAAUAUCAAGGCAGGGAGACCAGCAAAAAGGUGGGAAAGGUCGGGUAUAGACGAAGCGCAUCUGUUAAAACUCGGCAGUGGUCACUAAGCUCUGAUUCUUUCCAAAAAAGUUAUUUUAAUGUAAUUUAGGAUGGUAAUCCCACUAAUAAUUAAUUGGAUCUAAAUACCCCAUAUGUAUAAAUAGUGUUUUGAUUUUUUAAGUAGUAUUACUUGUUUUUUUCUUUGUUGUCAGUUUUAACAGUGCACAAGCUGUAGGCUUAAAAUGUUUUAAGCACCUGAAGUUCCCCCCAGCCCUCCUCUGGCACUUGCUUCCCUCCUUAGUUCAUCUGCACAUUACCUUCAAAAUGGAAUGCAUUUUAACUCAGAAUCAAAAUGCAUGUUAAAGCACUCGACACAAUGAAAAUGAAGAAAAACGUACAAUUAGAUGUUCAUUUACUUCAUGUCGUUACGCAGCUCCAAUAUAAAGCUUUGUCCUUGUUCAAGGUUCAGUACUCUUUGUUAAAAUAAAAAUGGGGUCUUUUCGUGGUUGCACCAGCGCUUACUAACAUUAACAGCAGAAAGCGGCCAAGUCACUCUUGGUGUCUUUCUGAAUACAGUGAGGUGAACUUCCAGUCUUGAUUUGAUACUUUCACUUUGUAAAUGUUUAACCCUACAAUAGUUGUGCUUGAAAGUUUGUGAACCCUUUUAGAAUUUUCUAUAUUUCUGCAUAAAUAUGACCUAAAACAUCAUCAGAUUUUCACUCAAGUCCUUAAAGUAGAUAAAGAGAAGCCAGUUAAACAAAUGAGACAAAAAUAUUAUACUACGUCAUUUAUUUAUUAAGGAAAAUGAUCGAAUAUUACAUAUUUGUGAGUGGCAACUGUAUGUGAACCUCUAGGAUUAGCAGUUAGUUUGAAGGUUAAAUUCGAGUCAGGUGUUUUCAAUCAAUGAGAUGACAAUCAGGUGUGAGUGGGCACCCUGUGUUAUUUAAAGAACAGGGAUCUAUCAAAGUCUGCUCUUCACAACACAUGUUUGUGGAAGUGUAUCAUGGCACGAACAGGAGAUUUCUGAGGACCUCAGAAAAAGAGUUGUUGAUGCUCAUCAGGCUGGAAAAGUUUACAAAACCAUCUCUAAAAAGUUUGGACUCCACCAAUCCACAGUCAGAAAGAUUGUGUACAAAUGGAGGAAAUUCAAGACCAUUGUUACCCUCCCCAGGAAUGGUCGACCAACAAAGAUCACUCCAAGAGCAAGGUGUGUAAUAGUCGGCGAGGUAACAAAGGACCCCAGGGUAACUUCUAAGCAACUGAAGGCCUCUUUCACAUUGGCUAAUGUUCAUGUUCAUGAGUCCACCAUCAGGAGAACACUGAACAACAAUGGUGUGCAUGGCAGGGUUGCAAGGAGAAAGCCACUGCUCUCCAAAAAAAAACAUUGCUGCCUGUCUGCAGUUUGCUAAAGAUCACGUGGACAAACCAGAAGGCUAUUGGAAGAAUGUUUUGUGGACAGAUGAGACCAAAAUAGAACUUUUUGGUUUAAAUGAAAAGCGUUAUGUUUGGAGAAAGGAAAACACUGCAUUCCUGCAUAAGAACCUUAUCCCAUCUGUGAAACAUGGCGGUGGUAGUAUCAUGGUUUGGGCCUGUUUUGCUGCACCUGGGCCAGGAUGGCUUGCCUUCAUUGAUGGAACAAUGAAUUCUGAAUUAUAUCGGAGAAUUCUAAAGGAAAAUGUCAGGACAUCUGCCCAUGACCUGAAUCUCAAAAGAAUGUGGGUCAUGAAGCAAGACAACGACCCUAAGCACACAAGUCGUUCUGCCAAAGAAUGGUUAAAGAAGAAUAAAGUUAAUGUUUUGGAAUGGCCAAGUCAAAGUCCUGACUUUAAUCCAAUCGAAAUGUUGUGGAAGGACCUGAAGCGAGCAGUUAAUGUGAGGAAACCUACCAACAUCCCAGAGUUGAAGCUGUUCUGUACGGAGAAAUGGGCUAAAAUUCCUCCAAGCCGGUGUGCAGGACUGAUCAACAGUUACCGGAAACGUUUAGUUGCAGUUAUUGCUGCAAAGGGGGUUCACACCAGAUACUGAAAGCAAAGGUUCACAUACUUUUGCCACUCCCAAAUAUGUAAUAUUCGAUCAUUUUCCUUAAUAAAUAAAUGACCAAGUAUAAUAUUUUUGUCUCAUUUGUUUAACUGGUUUCUCUUUAUCUACUUUUAGGACUUGAGUGAAAAUCUGAUGAUGUUUUAGGUCAUAUUUAUGCAGAAAUAUAGAAAAUUCUAAAGGGUUCACAAAUUUUCAAGCAUAACUGUAAGUGAUUGUUCAUUUGUUUUGUUUUUCCUUGUUUUUGGCAUUGCAAGGCUAACUGAUGAAACAAACCGAAUUCCUCCGAGUUGCUGCACACAGUGCUCUACUAAAGGGCUCGGCCCCGGCAACACAAGCGCAUCGCCAGUAAUGGCCGCGUACCCCAUACACUCUUACGUCACUUAAGUGGAGAAUCCAGGAAUGUCGGUACCACUCUGAACAUGAAUGUUGUGUAGACCAGUUACAGAUGUAGAAUUACUUUGUAUGUAAUGUACAUAUUAAAGAUUGUAUUUUGUUCAUUUUCUUAAUAAAAUUGAAACAACA
Messenger RNA from Erpetoichthys calabaricus (reedfish), 12120 nucleotides. RefSeq names its product muskelin 1, intracellular mediator containing kelch motifs (gene mkln1). The transcript has 18 exons. Gene Ontology annotation, cellular component: cytoplasm. Gene Ontology annotation, molecular function: protein binding. Lineage: Eukaryota; Metazoa; Chordata; Cladistia; Polypteriformes; Polypteridae. The record is from RefSeq and is a predicted model, not a curated record. The coding region runs from base 20 to 2209 and encodes 729 amino acids.